Diaporthe citri is the source of this 1047-nucleotide messenger RNA. RefSeq lists its product as uncharacterized. Bases 1 to 1047 code for a protein of 348 amino acids. NCBI's taxonomy places the organism in Eukaryota, Fungi, Ascomycota, Sordariomycetes, Diaporthales, Diaporthaceae. Gene Ontology annotation, cellular component: endoplasmic reticulum membrane. The record is from RefSeq and is a predicted model, not a curated record. Gene Ontology annotation, biological process: sphingolipid biosynthetic process. The transcript has 3 exons. Gene Ontology annotation, molecular function: 3-dehydrosphinganine reductase activity.
AUGAACUACAUAACUUCUCUGGAAACCUCACACAUCAGCAUCGCAGCUGCUGGUGUGGUAAUUGCGCUCCUCAUUGUCAACAUGGGACUCUUCGGAAAGAACCAGCUGCCUGUUGAGGGCAAAACUGUCCUCAUCACGGGAGGCUCUGAAGGUAUGGGCCUGAGCGUGGCACGCCAACUAGCAGCCAAAGGGGCAAACGUCAUAAUUAUUGCACGCAGCCAGCAGAAGCUGGAUGCUGCCCUGGCUGAGAUCAAGACCGCCGCCAAAUCUCAAUCCCAACGCUUCCAUGCUAUCUCUGCGGAUGUGUCUGAGCCAGGCUAUGCUGUUGGCAUCGUCUCCCAGGCUACGGCCUGGAACAAUGGCCAGUCCCCGGACAUCGUGUGGUGCGUCGCGGGCAUGUCAACACCCAUGCUCUUCCACGAGGAGGGCGCCAUGACCGAAAUGCGCCGCGAGAUGGGCGUCAACUUCUGGGGCGCGAGCGACAUGGCCCACGCCAUCCUCAGGGAGUGGUGGUCCCCCAACCACAAGUACCCCAACGAGCCCAGGCACCUCAUCUUCACGGCUUCAGUGCUGGCGCUGUACGCUCUUGUGGGCUACUCGCCUUACAACCCAACAAAGUGGGCGUUGAGGGGACUGGCCGACACCCUGACCCAGGAGGCAAUGCUGUACCCAGACCAGCCUGUCAAGAUCCACGUGGUGUUUCCGGGCACGAUCCUGAGCCCCGGGUUCGAGAGGGAGCAGAGGUCGAAGCCUGACAUCACGCUGGAGCUCGAGAAGGACGACCCGAAACUGACGCCGGACCAGGUCGCCGAGAGGGCGAUCGCGGGUCUGGAGGCUGGAAAGCACUUCAUCACCGUCGGCAUACUGGGCGAGCUGUUGCGCUGGGGAGUCAUGGGAGGGGCGCUGCGGAACAACUGGCUGGUCGACACGCUCAUGGCCUGGUUCAUGGCGCCUGUGUGGUUCAUCGUGCACCUGGUGAUGCACGGCCAGAUCAAGGGCUUUGCGAAGAAGCAUGGGCAUCCGAGUACAUAUGCUAAGAAACUCUAG